Fusarium venenatum is the source of this 162-nucleotide messenger RNA. The record is from RefSeq and is a predicted model, not a curated record. NCBI's taxonomy places the organism in Eukaryota, Fungi, Ascomycota, Sordariomycetes, Hypocreales, Nectriaceae.
AUGAUCACAAGCCUGUGCAUGUACGUUGGUAACGUUCAAUCAAAAGACGAAGUGGCCCCAAUGAUGAGCAUCACCCGUAUCAACACAGAAUCCCAAUCACACAGCAGUGAUAUCAAAGCAAUUUCAGAUCUGCCGACACUCAGUGUGAAGUCCAUGAUGUAA